Messenger RNA from Colletotrichum higginsianum IMI 349063, 1233 nucleotides. RefSeq lists its product as uncharacterized. The record is from RefSeq and is a predicted model, not a curated record. The transcript has a single exon. The coding region runs from base 1 to 1233 and encodes 410 amino acids. Lineage: Eukaryota; Fungi; Ascomycota; Sordariomycetes; Glomerellales; Glomerellaceae.
AUGCGCAUCGUCGCCGAGGAAAAGAGUGAGCAUCACCCGCUAUCCUCCCCCUCCCCUCCUUUUUUCAAAUCCUCGGCCGGAACUUGGAAGGCUGACCUUGUCACGGCACCGCCCCAAGGCAGCAUACACCAGCUUGCCACCCAGCACCGCCUGCAAAUGAUGCAGGAGAAGGCGAAGAAGGGCGGGGUUGACCAGCGGCUCCGCGGGCGCCAGCUGUGGCGCUUCCGACAGCACCUUCUCGAGACGGACCCGGCGAGCGAGAAGCUCGCGGCAAUGGAGACGGCCGACCCGGGCCUCGCGUUCCUCGACUAUCUGGGCUGGGACACGGCGUCGCCAGACGAGCAUGAGGAGAAGUUGCUCCCCAGCUGGGACGGCGAGGGUCUCGGCCGCUUCGGCACGUGGAUUAAUGGCACCUUCAGCAAGACGUGGCGCCGCGACUGGGAGAAGCAGGGCAGGCCAAAACGGUCCGCAACCGAGGAGGAUCCAGGACCGCAGGACCCGCUGUCGUCGUAUGUGACUGGAGAAGGAGGUAGUACGGCGAUAGGGUCAGGAACAGGAGGAGGGGAUGAUGCGGUGCAACACGAUGGAGGGUUGGUUACUGCAACGUGUCGGACUGGAGGAGAUGGUGGGGGAGAGGAAGAUGCCGAGGGCAGCAGAAGUAAGCCGCCAUGUCAUCCUCCCAUGGACGCAACCCCCUCCCCAUCCUCCGGCGCCUGCAAACGUCCUCUGCCGAUAACACGACUUCAGACGCAGACACAAUCCCAGGGCCUUGAAAAGCCAUCGCAGCAUCCCACCAACGCGCAUCUAUCUCGUAACCUGCGGGACCUUUCCAUAUCUAGCCCUUUAGUGCGGCACCCAGAUGAAGACGGCCAGUGGCUGCGAUAUGACGCGGCCGAGUGUGGCGCGCGUGCCCAACUCCUGGAAGAUGACGGACUCUUCCCUCCCGGCCUCCGGCCCGGGGUCAGCGGGUGGUCUCAGGACAGGUUGGUCCGAUGGACCCAGGAGCAACAACAAGAACAAGAGGGGCAGAGCACAGCGACGACGAACCAUGUCUUGGGGUUGGCGCAGGAGGAGGCAUGUCCACCCCCAAAGCACAGGAACGUCCCUGGGGUUUUGGGCAGAGAGGCGGGAGGGCCCUACAGGAGCGCCGAUGUCACGGGGUGGUCGGCCGGGAGACUGCAAAACUUUUACGAAUUUUACAGGACCGUCUAUCGAGCAGGUGACAAGAAGUAG